AUGCCGACGUGUUUCGGAGAAGUCCUUAUCCAACCAAACAUCUACAUCUACAAGAAUGCCUCGUUCCAGCGUAAUCACGAUAAGCCAGUAUACUAUCCAGGUAAAUACAAUACCGAUCUUGUCGCGGAAAAGUCACUCGGCUAUCUUGACGAUGCUGCCGACAACGUCGACUCACGGCCCUUUUUCAUGUUUGUCAUGCCAAUUGGCCCGCACUCGGAGACAGCCAUCACGAGUCAAGGGGUCAAAUUUUCGGCUCCUGUGCCUGCAGACCGACAUGCCCACCUUUACCCUAACGCAAAGAUCCCACGCACAAAGAGCUUCAAUCCUUCUGUGCCAAAGGAUAUCAGUUAUCUCAAAGAGCUGCCAAGACUGAAUUCGACGGUAGUCGAUUACUUGGACGAAUUCUACCGCCAGAGGCUUCGUGCCUUGGCUUCAUUGGAUGACAUGAUAGAUGAUAUCUUUUCAAAACUUGAGCAGCGCGGUCUUGUUGAUGAUACGUACGUUAUCUAUACCACAGAUAAUGGCUUCCAUAUGGGCCAGCACCGACUUCAGGCUGGCAAAACAAGCUGCUACGAAGAAGAUGUUAGUAUUCCUUUCAUGAUUCGCGGCCCGGGCGUCCCAAAGGGUUCAGUAAAGUACCCGACAAAUCACGUUGACCUCGCCCCGACAAUUUUUGAGCUUGCUGGUAUCCCCCUUCGCGAUGAUUUUGACGGGACCCCGAUGCCCGUUAAGAACCAGAAGCAGCCACAAAAGUAUGAAAUUGUCAACGUCGAGUUUUGGGACUUGAGCUCCUUUGACGAAGGAAAAUAUGGUACUGAAGUAAAUAUCUUCAAUAACACAUAUAAAUCCAUCCGCCUUAUAGGCUCGGGAUAUAACCUUAUGUACAGUGUUUGGUGCACAAAUGAACGUGAGCUCUACGAUAUGCAUUCCUUGGCACCUAACUCAAAUUUUCAACCGGAGGCCGAUCCUGCCCAAAUGAAUAACCUUAACAAAACAAAGAGCUACAUCUUUGGGCACCCUGUCCAGAAAGUAGUCUCCCGCCUCAACGGCCUCAUGCUGGUUCUUAAGCGUUGCCAAGGCCAACAGUGUGUUUACCCAUGGAAAACCUUACAUCCUCAGGGUAAUGUAAUGUCCCUUACAGAUGCAUUACACCCACGAUAUGAUACGUUUUACGAAAAGGACAUGCCUCAAGUGUCAUUUGAAGAGUGUCUGGCAGGGUAUAUUAUCUCUAAUGAAGGGCCUCAAAUCCCAUCAAUUUAUAGCAAGAAAAAAGACGAGGCAAAAUAUGACUUUUUAAAAGGAUUUAAUUAG
Messenger RNA from Fusarium verticillioides 7600, 1311 nucleotides. RefSeq lists its product as hypothetical. Bases 1 to 1311 code for a protein of 436 amino acids. The record is from RefSeq and is a predicted model, not a curated record. Gene Ontology annotation, molecular function: N-acetylglucosamine-6-sulfatase activity; glycosaminoglycan binding. Lineage: Eukaryota; Fungi; Ascomycota; Sordariomycetes; Hypocreales; Nectriaceae. The transcript is spliced from 3 exons.